AUGAAAUCUGCGGCAUUCUGGGCUCUUCUCCCCUCCUUGCUGAGCGCGAGCUUGGUCUACGCUGUGGUUCCGAUCUCGAGCGUCAAGGGGAAGUCCAACCUGCCAUUUGUUCCGAAUAAAUUCAUCAUCGAAGUUGAUACUCUAUCGGAUAUCCCAACGAAGCGUUCGUUUACUAGAUCUUUGGAUGCCGUCUACGCCUCUUUGCAAAAUAGGGCUAUCAAGUUUGACGUUACCAAAGAAUUCGACUCCAAUGGUGUUUUCGUAGGCGCAGCUGUGGUCCUCAACGAUGUCGCAGCGAUUGCCAGCACCCCAGGAGUGAAAGCAAUCCGUCCGGUCGUACGGUUCGCCCAACCGAACCCAGUGAAGUCGCAUGUCGUUACUGGACCAACUGACUCGCAGCUUCCGGUCGACUCUGAAUCGACCCAUGUGCUCACAGGAGUAGACAAGCUGCACGCGCAAGGGAUAUCUGGCGCAGGUAUCAAGAUUGGAAUUAUUGAUACAGGCACCGACUACACACAUCCUUCAUUGGGAGGUGGUAUUGGACCCGGUCAUAAAGUUAUCGGAGGGUUCGACUUUGUUGGUGACGCUUAUGAUGGUACAAACACACCAGUCCCUGAUCCCGAUCCUCUUGACCAAUGUAACGGACACGGAACCCAUGUUGCUGGAAUUAUUGGGGCGAACCCAGGUAACGCAUUCAACAUCAGCGGUGUAGCUUUUAGCGCGUCGAUCUCCUCCUAUCGUGUAUUUGGAUGCACAGGAUCGGUCACGGAUGAUAUUCUCGUCGAAGCCCUUCUACAAGGUGUGAAAGACGGACAAGACAUUUUGACUCUUUCUCUGGGUGGUGCCGACGGUUGGACGGAGGGCACGGCAACUGUCGUAGCGAGCAGAAUUGCAGGCGCCGGCAAGAUAGUGACUAUUGCUGCUGGAAAUGACGGUGCAUUUGGGUCGUGGUUUACUUCUGGACCAGGAAACGGUAUCAAUGUAAUCUCCGCUGCUAGUCUCGACAACACUGUUAUUCCUCUGCAGAACGCGACUGUGCAUGGCGUUGACCAUCCUCCCAUCACAUAUUUCGACACCUUCCCGCUUCCUGUUCCCGGAAACCUUCCGAUCUUUGCUACGUCGAAUGACACGACCGUCGUCGAUGACGCGUGCAACCCUCUUCCAGACAGCACCCCCGACCUGUCCAAAUUCGUGGUCGUCGUUCGUCGUGGUACCUGUACCUUCGUCCAGAAAUUGACCAACAUUGCGGCGAAAGGAGGACAGGUCUCGUUGAUUUACGAUAACGGAAAUGGAUUUGCUGAUAUCACAGUCGGAAACUUUACCGCCGUCCUCAUCCAAGCUGCCGACGGUGAAUUCCUUGUACAACAAUUUGCUGCAGGUGUACCCGUCACCAUCUCCUUCCCGCAGACCGGCGGCUCUUUCAACUUCCCAGACCCUGCAGGUGGUCUCAUCUCAUCUUUCACAAGCUACGGCCCAACAAACGACUUCUUCUUCAAACCCGCCGUGGCCGCACCGGGCGGGAACAUCCUCUCAACAUUCCCCGUCCCGCUCGGCUCGUUCGCCGUGCUCUCCGGCACAUCAAUGGCCACGCCCUUCCUCGCCGGAAGCUCUGCGUUGCUGCUGAGCGUGAAGGGCAAGUCGGCGGCGGUGGCGACGUCCGCGCGGACGCUUUUUGAGACGACGGCGCAGAUGAUUGGAUCGAGUAAGACGGAUGGUGCGCCGCUACAGACGCUCACGCAGCAGGGCGCGGGCUUGGUCAAUGUGUUCAAUGCGAUUCAUACGACGACGGUUGUCUCGCCUGGAGAGUUGAUUUUGAAUGAUACGGCUAAUUUUAAUCCUGUGCAUCAGUUUACAGUGAAGAACACUGGAACUUCGGCAAAGACGUUCAAGCUGUCGCAUAUCCCAGCCGGCACCGCGUUGACUGUCCAAGCAGGCACAAUCUUCGCCUCAGACGGACCGGUACCCCUCGUCCCCGCCGGCGCAUCCGUUACACUCGCACCCCCAACCUUCACCCUCCGACCAGGGCAAACCCAAACCAUCACAGCCAUCUUCCACCCACCCCCCCAAUCCGCAUUCGAUACUUCCACAUUCCCCGUAUACUCUGGCUUUAUCCAGAUCGCCGGCCCCUCUGCGCUUGAUAUUCUUCACGUCAGCUACCUGGGGCUUUUGGGGAGUUUGAGGGAGAAGCAGGUGGUGGAUGAUACGGAUGUCUUUUUUGGGGUGCCGUUACCUGCCCUACUGGAUUCGCAGGGGGAUGUGCAGGAUUCGCCGACGAAUUAUACGUUUGUGGGGGAUGAUGUGCCGACGCUUUUAUGGAGAUUGGCGUUCGGAACACCCGCGUUCCGCGUAGACCUCGUCAAUGCGAAUAUCAACUUUAAACCGACCAUCACCUCGCGUGCUCUAGGAGGGUUUGGGGGACUUGGACCAUUCUUCAGCUUCCCGUCGCCGCAUGGAGGCGGCACGUUCGCGCAGGUCAAGAUUGUAGGCGCGCUGGCCGAGUUUGAUUUUGUGAGCCGGAACGACGAUGACACAAGCGCGACAGGCGACGGCUUCAGCUCGUUCGUGCUCGACACGCCGACGUUCGCGAACGGGACGACGAUCCCGAACGGCGCGUACCGCGUGCUGGUGCGCGCGUUGAGGGUUACGGGUAAUCCGGCGCGAGAGGAGGAUUGGGAGUCGUGGUUGAGUCCUGUUGUUGGUGUGUUUGCGUAG
This is a messenger RNA of Psilocybe cubensis, 2712 nucleotides long. RefSeq lists its product as uncharacterized. The record is from RefSeq and is a predicted model, not a curated record. Gene Ontology annotation, biological process: proteolysis. The transcript has 20 exons. Bases 1 to 2712 code for a protein of 903 amino acids. Gene Ontology annotation, cellular component: cytosol; membrane; cell wall. NCBI's taxonomy places the organism in Eukaryota, Fungi, Basidiomycota, Agaricomycetes, Agaricales, Agrocybaceae. Gene Ontology annotation, molecular function: serine-type endopeptidase activity; tripeptidyl-peptidase activity.